Molecule: messenger RNA, 1104 nt
Organism: Ostertagia ostertagi
Lineage: Eukaryota; Metazoa; Nematoda; Chromadorea; Rhabditida; Trichostrongylidae
Source: the annotation of a GenBank genome assembly
AUGGACUAUGGUGUAUCCAAUUCGCAUUCGAUCGCUGAGUUAUUUCGGGUCACAGUCGGUGACUGCUUAAACUAUUGUAUUCUGAACGCGGCCAAGAUGGGCGAUGGCUGUGCCUCUGUGGUCUACCACAAACUUCACUCAACAUGUCAACUUUACGGGCACGACGGUCACUUCAACGGAUCAGAAGUGGUCCCAGCCAGUGGUCACGACUUUUACGAGCGCACGAGUUGGGUAGGCGUCUGUCAGGACAAAGUUGUACCAAAACGUGGUUACAAACAACGCCCACGCCAAUAUGCAGCCAAGACGGAAUCCGUACAAAUUCCCGUAGAAAUCACCAAAUACGGCAAUUUCAUAGAUUUCCGUACCGGCCAAGCAGCUGUGACGAGUAGCACAACAACCACCACAGAGGAGCCUUCUACCACAACAUUCACAUAUCCCGACGAAAUUGCAGCCCAAAGCUUCGAAGAGCCCGCAGAUGGAAUCCACUUCAUGAAUCCUACACACAGCAGCACCUGUCAAAAGAAGGAAACGGUCAGCUACUUUGUCUUCUUCGGAUAUCGAUUAGCAUCCACGAACGUCGCUGCCAGACUCAAAGGAAUCGAUCAGAGCAGUUGUGUCAUGUAUUGCACACAGAACAUUAAUGCUAGCGGAGAAGCGAUCCCUUGUUACGCUGCGAACUAUGAGCCCGCUGACGAGAAGUGCUAUCUCUAUGGAAGACGCUCAAGGUCUGAUCGGAACACUGCUCAUCUUGGCGCUGACACCAACUUCAUUUUCGCCGACAAGUUCUGCGUACAAACGAAUAAGGACUGCUCAGCCGAGACGCCAUAUAUUGUCUAUCCUACCAAACAGAUGCAUAAGAAGAUCAUCACCUCGUAUCCUGGCAUGAACUCAGUGGUUGCCUGUAUCGCAGCGUGCAUCGAUAACAGGAAGUGUAAAGCAGUGACCUACAAAGUCGGUCUGUGUAUUCUUCAUGGGGCAUCACCGGCAUCGGAUUCCUCGCUGCUUGUCGACGGCAGCGAACAGACGAUGGUUAUUGAAAAUGGCUGUCAGCUGACCACCGAAUUUCUUCCAUCACUGCUGUCUAAUAAUAAUAUUGGUCAGUAA